Messenger RNA from Phymastichus coffea, 1174 nucleotides. RefSeq names its product speckle-type POZ protein B-like. The record is from RefSeq and is a predicted model, not a curated record. NCBI's taxonomy places the organism in Eukaryota, Metazoa, Arthropoda, Insecta, Hymenoptera, Eulophidae. Gene Ontology annotation, cellular component: cytoplasm. The transcript has a single exon. Gene Ontology annotation, biological process: regulation of proteolysis; proteasome-mediated ubiquitin-dependent protein catabolic process. Gene Ontology annotation, molecular function: ubiquitin protein ligase binding. The coding region runs from base 1 to 1068 and encodes 355 amino acids.
AUGGCUAUCAGUAUAAUCAAUAUCGUCACUCUCUCCGCGUUAUCACUUACAUUGCCACUAAAUACUCACAGUUUCAUUACAGAACAUUGGUGGGCUACAACAACGUUUGACGUUGAACAAUUGAAGUAUACGUGGAUUAUCAAUAAUUUCGACUCCCUUCGCUUAGCUGAAAAUAAUGGCUUAUCUUCACCAGAUUUUUGGGCAGAUGACGAUGACAGUCAUAAAUGGCAUCUUUCUUUAGAAGAAAUCGCUGAUAGCAACGUUCAUGGCGUAUAUUUGAACCCUAAUUUCAACGAUCCAUUAACAGUACAGUUUAGUAUUUCGAUUAAUGACGCCGAAGACUCUGCGAUUCACAACUUUAUUAACGGUGAACAUUCUGGAUUCGAAGUCUCCAUAGGUACCGGAUUUGAUUUAAUUAAUAAGAAUAGUAACGCAAUAACUAUUGAAUGUAACAUCAAGAAAAUUGAUAAAGUAAAAAAUAAUACAAGACGUUGCCAAGCACCCAAAGAAGAUAAUUCACCAAGCAAAGAUAUAUUCAACGAUUACGAGUUGUUAUUCGAGAAUGGGAGUUUUAGCGACGUCACAUUUUACAUCAACUCGAAAACUCUUAGAGCACAUAAAGCUAUCCUCGGAGCACGUAGCUCAGUUUUUCUGGAACAACUGAGACGCGAUCCAACCGCAUACAACAGAUUUAAUCGCGACAUUGUCAUUGAAAUUAGAGAUAUGGAAUUUCCAGUAUUUAAAGAGCUCUUGCGCUACAUUUAUAUAGGCCAAGUUCAAAAUCUGGAUGAUAUAGCUGAUAAACUUCUGAUUGCAGCUCAACAAUACAAUGUUCAAGGAUUGAUAAAAUUGUGCGAACAACAGUUGUGCAAAAAUUUGAAUAUUCACAAUGCAUUCGCUCUUUUAAGUUUUGCAUAUGAUCAAAAUCUCCAUGAAUUAAGAUCAGUGGUUGCUAAAUUUAUUGCCGGACACGGUUCGAGUAUAGUGCGUACCGGCGAGUUUAAAGAUAUUGAAAAAAAACUUAAUAAUUCUUUACUCGAUGUAUUCCAUGCGCACUACGAUAAUUGAUUUUAAAUCGGUAUACUAUAUAUUUUAUAUCGUAAUGAAAAUGAUUUUAACUAUAUUGUAUUUUACACGCGUACUUUUAAAUUUUAAUAUCAUAACGGGUGCAUGA